Messenger RNA from Neolamprologus brichardi, 1675 nucleotides. The record is from RefSeq and is a predicted model, not a curated record. Lineage: Eukaryota; Metazoa; Chordata; Actinopteri; Cichliformes; Cichlidae.
CACUGGGAGAAAAAACAUCUCAUCCAAAUACAAGGACAUUAUAUGCAGAAGUAUUAAAAUUCAUCCAAGAUCUCCUGCUGUUUACCAGUUCAGACCAAAGAAACAAGAGUUUGGAACUCUAACAAGAAUGACUGUUGGUGAAAAAAACCCAAACAAAACAAAUAAAACCAUUUUACUUGUGGGUGAAACAGGAGCAGGAAAAUCUACUCUGAUCAAUGCUCUGUUCAACUACAGCAUGGGAGUGAAGUGGGAGGAUGAAGUCUGGUUUCAGAUUGUAGAGGAGGAGGAGAAUAAUCACGCAGGCAGUCAGACAUUAGAUGUGAUCGUGUACGAAAUCUUUGGUUUUGAAGAUAAAACUCUGCCCUACUCUCUGACCGUCAUCGAUACUCCUGGAUAUGGAGACACCAGAGGGACGGAGCAUGAUGACAUUAUCUACCAAAGAUUAUUGGACCUGUUUCAAUCAGAGGAUGGAGUUCAUGAAGUUAAUGUAGUGGGUCUGGUGAUGAAGGCGACAGAUAAUAGACCGAGUGACCGAUUGAUGUACGUCUUUGAUGCAAUGAUGUCUCUGUUUGGAAAAGACGUAGAGAAAAAUAUCAUAACUCUCAUCACAAAUUCAAAUGGAAUUGCACCUAAAAAUGCUUUUAAAGCUCUUAAAGCUGCAAAAUUUAAAUGUGCCAGAAAUGAGAAGGAUCAGCCCAUUCACUUCCUGUUUGAUAACCAACAGAAGGAAGAUAGAACAGAGGAAGAUGAAGAUGUGUCUGUCUUUGAGUUCUCUUGGGGAGUAACAGAUAAAAGAAUGAGAGAGUUCUCAGACUUUCUAGAACGAUCUGCACCUCAAAAUGUAAAGAAAACACAGAAAGUAUUGACAGAACGAAUCAGACUGACAGCCUCCAUCCAAAACCUGAAAGAGAGAAUCGAACUGGCAGAACUAAAGCAGACAGAAAUCAGACAGAGUCAAGAAGCUCUGAAGAAAUAUAAAGAAAAGAUAAAGAAGAAUGAAAACUUCACUGUAGAAGUUGAUGAGCCCUACAAAGUUAAAGAAGAUAUUGAUGCUGGGAUGAGGGUUUGUUUUUACAAAGCAGCUACCUGCUGUACUGUCUGUAAGGAGAACUGUCACUAUCCUGGAUGCACAAUGGCCUGGUAUCCUGAACACUGUGAGGUCAUGAAAGAUGGCCACUGCACUGUUUGUACCAAUAAGUGUCCUGUAUCAGCUCAUGUGAAAGAAAAACGAAAAUAUGUGACCAAGACAAGGAAAGUUCAGAGGACUUUGGAAGAAAUGAAGAAAAAGUAUGAGAAGAAUAAAUCAGAAAGUGACCAGAAGUCAACUCUUUUGGAAGAUCUUAAUAAAGAAAUGAACCAACUGACAGCAGAGAAGUCACAGUUCCUGGAUGAGUCCUACCAACAUGUUGUCAGACUGGAGCAGAUCGCUCUGAAAGCUGAUUCAGCGUCCACAUUUGUCCACCUGGACUUCCUGAUUGAAAAGAUAGAUGAGAAAGGAGACACAGAGAAGGUCCAGAAACUGGAAGAGAUGCGAAGCAGAGUGGAUGAAGGAACCAGAGGAGCUCUGCAGUACAAGUUUGGAAAACAGUUUAAGAAAUAACCCCCCCCCCCCUCGAAUGAAGGAUGAUACUUUACUGUUUUGUUAUAACUGAAAGGUGGGAUUAAAUGUAAAUAU